Messenger RNA from Rhodofomes roseus, 1888 nucleotides. RefSeq lists its product as uncharacterized. The transcript has 9 exons. The record is from RefSeq and is a predicted model, not a curated record. NCBI's taxonomy places the organism in Eukaryota, Fungi, Basidiomycota, Agaricomycetes, Polyporales, Fomitopsidaceae. The coding region runs from base 187 to 1566 and encodes 459 amino acids.
GUACGUCAACGUUUCCCGAAAGAUGCAAUGUAACCCCUAUAGAAUGUAUGGCGUCUACAGGCCAGGUCUUCCAGUCGGGUGGGAAGUACACACUCACCCAGAAGGCACUCGAUACUUCUUCAGUCGAGCUCGGGUGCGUUUUUUCCUUGCGAAAGCGUGCCCCUGACCCACUGUUCUGUGCAGAGGAUGUAUACGGAAGCAUGGAUCUAUGAUCCACUUAUCUUAAAGGAGAUCGAAGACUUCGCUCAUCGGCUCUGUGAAGAAAUACAGAAGAAUGGUUUCGCCUUGCCAUCAGAUGCCGAACUCGUCCUCGACCUGGAGGUCAUUCCAGACCAUGCGCCAGUCCGAACCGAUCUCGUCACGGGUGAACAGUGCAUACACUAUUGGACAUACUACUUCAUCAAUCCCGCAGAGAGAAUCCUUUUCUGGCUACACCCAAUCGAUAUUCUGGAAGAAAAGGAUGUAGAUCGUGUUAGAUACAUCCAAUCGGAUUCUCAUAUCAAACAUCUGAUCGAGUCGUACUACUGGAAACACAUCGAAUCUUUCCCGGCCGGACAUACCAUUAGCGAAGACCUCAGGAAAGAGGCUCUGAGUACCCUCGUGCAUGCUAACGUAGACCAGGUCACAUCAGCGUCGUCGACUGUCUCGAUGAAGCCCGAUGACAUGCUCAAUUUGACCGAAAUGGUCAAAACAUUGCAAGGACGCCUCAUGUAUCUCUUCGUCCACAAUAGAUACCACUUCUCCUUCGGACAAAACGUAGCAAAAUUGGACCGGUUCAAGAGCAUUUUCGAUGACAAUGCGAAUGGAGGGCCGUCAAAACUAUUUUCCUUCCUCUCUUUAGUCCUGUUCAACGCGCCCAAUGUGCACCUGGAGACUCUGGAACACGCGUGGACGGACGAGUCCAUAAACGAACUAUUCUGGACCAAGUGUAUCGCCAGACUCCAGAAGGACUGGGAAGAGGCGGUACUUACGGCAACCGUGCUACUGAACGCCAAUAUAUCGUUUCUGACGAUCAACGACGUUGAUACUGGCCCUGGGCCGCGGUCAUCGGCACAACUGGCAAGCUAUGUAUCCACGAUCGCUAGCAUUGCCGCGAUUGUCAUAGGCAUGCUGGUCAUCCGCCAGCAUCGCGUUAAGCCCAAGGAAACGGCGACCGACGUUGUGACAUACCUGACAAGUAGAAAGCAUCCACAGCUUGGGUUGGAAGUGCUGGCACUCGUGCACAGCCUGCCGUACGCGUUGCUUAUCGUCGUCUCUUUCAUGCUUGCAUUCGCCUUCGAGAACUUCCGCGUCCUGGACAUCCCCACCAUCGCCGUGGCGACGACGUCAUGGGCCCUCGCAGCUAUCCUGCUGGUCCUGUGUCUGCAUACCAUCUGGGAGGGCGGCGGGUUCUCACUGCGAAAGGAAAUAGGCGCAUUGUACCAGCGGGCAAACAACAACGUCCAGCUCUGGAGGCGUCGCUUCGCGCAGAAGUUGAAGCAGCUUGCGAAUUCAGACUCGCACUCGGUGCCGUCGGUAUCCAGCAAUAUUGCUGUGCCAGGAGGAAUAGAGAUGCAAGGUGUAUGAUGGUGUGGGUUGUUGUCGAUUUAGACCGGUGUGCUUUCCUUCCUUCCUUUCUUUCUUUAGUGGUGGAGCGUUGCGUCCGUAGGACGCUGGGUCUGGCAGCCAGCAAAGCCGUCUCCAGAUACCCCGCUGACGGUCAUGGGGGAUUGAAACCCCGUUGAGUUGUGCUUUCCUUCCCUCAAUGCGGACAUUGGCGACUGUUAAUCAUAUACCCAUUAUGCGUAGUACUUUCGAGAGUUACUGUUUAGCACAAAGAUCCUCUUCCAUGUCAGGGCGACGUGGUAUAACUUAGCCGUAUUGUGCAAUCGAGCUCAUUAUAUUGGUA